UUAAGAAAUGCUUCUUUUUCUCCUCUUGCUCUGUUUAGUCUGUUUCCUCUGUUUGUUCAGCCCUGCAUCCACCUCUGAACUCUGUUUCCACUCCAGCUGCGAUGGCGAUUUUCAGACCAUUCAAUUCCCUUUCAGAAUUGAAAACCAACAGCCCAAAUCAUGUGGGUAUCCAGGCUUUGAUUUGACCUGCCCCUCCACAGGUCAACCACUUCUCCAUCUUCCUUCUUCAGGGGAUUUCACUGUUCAGUACAUAGAUUACGAGAACCAAGAAAUUUUGGUCAAUGAUCCAAACAAAUGUCUUCCCCGAAAGAUUCUGUCUCUCGAGCUUUCUGGGUCGCCGUUUCAUGGCACAAAUAGUGAAGAUUUCACCUUCUUUAAUUGUUCGUGGAGUGAUCCAAUCCCAUCUGAGUUUAACUUGAAUCCAAUAUAUUGCCUCAGUGGGUUGUCGUAUGCAGUUUUCGCAUCACCUUCUUCAUUUGUAAAUGAGAUUUUGUCGUCGAGUUGUGUUGCGAUGAAGACUGUAUCGGUGCCGUAUUCAUGGUCGUUUUCGACGGAUUUGACGAAUGAUCUUCGAUUGGGGUGGAAAAAGCCUAAUUGUAGAAGGUGCGAGUCACACGGUGGAAUAUGUGGCCUCAAACCCAAUUCUACCGAUCAAAUCCAAUGCAAACACAGUGCUCAACCUCGACAUGGGAUCCCGAGAGGUGCUCGCUAUGCUGUAUCCAUAGGAGUGGGAGUCCCAGCGACCAUGUGCAUUUUGGGCUUCUUAUGUUGCUUUUGUGCUCGAGUCAGAUCCUACUCGAGAGGCCGAAACUCCAGCAUUGAGGCCCAUUGGGUCAUCUCUUCUCGGCCCACUUUAAUGGGCCUAGAUGAGCCCACUAUCGAUUCCUAUCCAAAAAUUGAAUUGGGUGAAAGCCUGCGUCUACCAAAGCCCAAUGACAAUAUUUGCGCAAUUUGCCUGUCGGAAUAUCGGCCCAAAGAGACUGUGAAGAGUAUACCCCAAUGUCAACAUUUCUUCCAUCAAGAUUGUAUUGAUGAAUGGCUGCGAUUGAAUCCCUCCUGCCCUGUUUGUAGAAUGCCUCCCGUCAAAUCUCCGCCGUCCGAUUCUUCCCUCUAACACCGUCCGUUGUAAAUACUUCAGAUUUUCUUUUUUCUUUUUUUUUCUUUUUCUUUCAAGGCUAAAACUUAGCUUUUUCUAAAGACCUACAAAAAUGAUGU
Molecule: messenger RNA, 1215 nt
Organism: Cucurbita pepo subsp. pepo (vegetable marrow)
Lineage: Eukaryota; Viridiplantae; Streptophyta; Magnoliopsida; Cucurbitales; Cucurbitaceae
Product: RING-H2 finger protein ATL22-like
Molecular function (GO): polysaccharide binding
Source: RefSeq, a predicted model, not a curated record